Messenger RNA from Arachis ipaensis, 1571 nucleotides. NCBI's taxonomy places the organism in Eukaryota, Viridiplantae, Streptophyta, Magnoliopsida, Fabales, Fabaceae. The record is from RefSeq and is a predicted model, not a curated record.
AUCAAAAUGGGUUUAUUUUAUUAGUAAUCCCAUCAUAUUAUUUAUAUAUUUAGAAAUAGAUAACUUAAACCUAACAUUUUAUAUUUUAUAUGAUUAUUAGAUUACUAAAAUAGACUUAUUUUAUUAAUAAUUUCAUCGUAUUGUCUAUAUAUUUAAAGAUUAACAGCUCACUACAAUUAGUACAUAACAUCUUAUAUCUCACAUCAUUAAAUUGCUAAAAUAGAGUUAUUUCAUUAAAGAGUGUGUGAUAUGGUUGUGGUAAGAAUGAAGAGAAGAAGAAUCAUAGCAAGCUUGGGUUUUCUAAUGUUAAUGGGCAUUGCUGUCUAUUUCAGGCUUUGGGCCAUUCACUACAGCAUCUCCUCUGAUGACUCUGACCUCCUAAGGCGACAGUUAGGGAAGCAAUGGACAAAUCUGCCGAGUGGAGGCUAAGCAUUUGGCCAACAGUUUUCUGAUUGGACAUGGCGGAUUUUCUGACCUCUACCCACCGUGCCAAGUGGAUCUUCACUCCUCAACAGUUGGUGGCCUCAAUCUACUGUUCCAACUUUCAAAAUCCUAGCAUGCGAAUGUUUGCACAAGGUCUGGAUUGGGGAACAAAUAUCACUAGUGAGGUUCCUGAGUCAAAUGGUGUCAAUUUGAUCAUCAACGGUUUGAAUGAGGUGAUUCCUGAAGCAAAGGAUGUUGUGAGAGUUGAUUUGGUAGGGGGAUUUGCAUUGCAGAAGGUGACAUCAGAAAGAAGUUACUUUCGGACAAUAGCAAAUAUGGAUAUAAAGCUGGAUUUUGUGCCUCCAUCUCUCAUAAACUUCAUUUCGAGGCAGUUGAUUAGCAAUGGUUUCAGGCUGUACAAGAAGGUCGCAGAGUUUCUUCAGAUAUCAAUUUCUUUUAUUUUGGAUUCGACUGAUAUUUACUUUGUUACUACUUUAUGUUAUCCAUAGUAGUUCAUUCUAUAACAAAGAAGCUUAAGUUAAUAAAAUGUGUAUCAUCUAAUAUAUUCUGUGACCAAAUCAUCUACCCUGUAGAUUCUUUAAUUAUCAUCAUCAUUACCCUCAUUUUGAUGCAGACUGUGGCUUCUAUGAUGAGCCAUGGUGAAGAAGAAUUGAGCAAGGCAUUGGGGGAUCCAUUAUAUGUCAGAAUUCGUGAAUCUUUGAGCUUAAACAAGAUGCGGAUAUUCUCCCUGCUGAAGAGGACCUUAUUGAAAGUAAGCAAGAUGAGGCAAAGGUUGCAGCUGAAGAGGAUAAAAGCAAUCAAUAUGCAAAUAGUACCACGUCGAUGGUGGUGAAUGGAGUAGUAGCAAAUAGCAGCAAAACAAUAAAUAGAGAGCUCAUUGGCAACUCUUAAAGCACCAAACACAACCAUGCAAAAUCCCAGUGGAAGCAAAUCACUUCGCUCUCUGAUUCAACACAUUCUUAAUUUUCUGUGAUUAAUGAUACUACUGGUUGGGAAUGCUUGCAAGUUGCAACAACCCCUCAUAUCAUGGCAAUGCUUCUUAGGAUCGUUCAUUGGGAUUGGUUUAUUGUCUAACUUAAUGUAACAUAGUUAUAGGCUUGUAGCAUUUUUUGUUUAGAUUUGUAACA